Molecule: messenger RNA, 3100 nt
Organism: Vigna umbellata (rice bean)
Lineage: Eukaryota; Viridiplantae; Streptophyta; Magnoliopsida; Fabales; Fabaceae
Source: RefSeq, a predicted model, not a curated record
GUCCUCCUUGUGCUUGAUGAUAUUAGCAAAAAAGAACAAUUGCAUGCAACUGCUGGAGGACUUGAUUGGUUUGGCCCUGGUAGCAUCAUCAUCAUAACAACAAGGGAUAAGCAUUUGUUAGAUGUUCAUGGAGUUCAAAAACAGUACAUGGUUGGUGGAAUUAACUUUAUGGAAGCCCUUGAAUUGUUUAAGUGGAAUGCUUUCAAAAACAAAGAAGUUGAUCCAUGUUACAAGGAAGUCACAGAGCGUGCAAUGUAUUAUGCCAAUGGCCUUCCAUUGGCUUUGGAAACGAUAGGCUCGAACUUGUUUGGCAAAACCUUGGAUGAAUGGGAAUCUGCGUUAGAAACUUAUGAGAGAAUUCCAAAUAGAGAUGUUCAGGAAGUUCUUAAAGUUAGCUAUGAUAGUUUGGAUGCUUAUGAGAAAGAAAUAUUCCUUGACAUAGCUUGCUUCUUUAGAAGAUGCUCUCUUGGAUACGUUACAGAUAAGCUUGAAGCAAGAGGAUUUCCUCCAAAAUUUGGUCUGAGAGUGCUAGAAGAAAAAUCUCUCAUUAAAAUUCGGGAAUGUCCACAUGAAACUGUGACAAUGCAUGACAUGAUUCGGUGUAUGGGAAAAGAAAUAGUUAGACAACAAAAACCUCUGCCUCACAAACGGAAUAGGAUAUGGUUUUACGAGGACGUUGUUUGUGUGUUGGAGAAAAACAUGGAAAAUGAUAAAAUUGAAGCGGUGAUGUUGGAGAUGCCAGAACACCAAGAAGAAAUGCAAUGCACUCCAAAGUUUGGAAAAAUGAAAAGCUUACGGAUGCUUAUUAUAGAAAAGAAGGUUAGCUUUCUUGGAAGCCCUGCUACUCUGCCAAACAGUUUGAGAGUGCUGGAAUGGCGUGGAUAUCCUGCAACUUCUUUACCGAGCAAUUUUCAUUUCAAGAAUCUUGUCAUACUCAACUUGUCACACAGUUACUUUGGAUGGUACAAACCACUACAGAAUUCAAAGGUUUUGAGACACUUGAUUAUCAUAGGUUGUAAGAAUAUUAGACGAAUACCUGACAUCUCUGGUUUCCCCAAUUUGACAAAACUUUGUGUUCGUGAAUGCACAAAUCUGUUUGAGAUUCAUGAUUCAGUUGGAUCUUUACUUCAUCUUAAAGAGUUUUGUGCUGAAGGAUGUACCAAGCUCACAAUUGGUCCAAGUCGCAUAAAGUUGAUAUCUUUGGAGCAUCUGUGCUUUCGGGGCUGCAGCAGUCUUGUCAUGUUUCCAGAAGUAUUGGCUCCAAUGCACAAACUAAAGUACGUUGACUUGGGAGGAACUGGCAUAAGAAAUCUGCCACCAUCAAUGCAAAAUCUUAAGGGUAUUAAAGUAUUGUCCAUGGGGAAAGGCCAAAUGCUUGAAAUUAAUGAAUCGUCCAAUUUCUUUCAAAACCUGCCAAUGUUCUUUCCUAAUUUAGAAACAUUAUAUUUACAAAACUUAGACAUUACAAUCCUUCCUGCCAGCAUUGAAGAAUGUCACUCUUUGAAAUUUCUGCACGUCACCAACUGCAAGAAGCUUCAAGAAAUUAGAGGACUUCCAUUGAAUAUUAAUCAGUUCUACGCAGCAAACUGUUCUGUUAAAGCCAACUCUUUGAUAUUAAAACUCAGGCAGGCCAUUGAUUGUGGUGCAAUGGGAAUCUGUGUUCUUCCAGGUCGGAAAAUCCCAGAAUUGUUUGACCACUCUAGCAGGGGAAACUCUGUAAGUUUUUGGUUUCGUAAAGAAUUGCCCACUCUGGCUGUGUGUGCUAUUAUUGGAGUCUGGGAUAAUGUCAAGCCUCCUUUCGUUGCCUUCUUUAGGUUCGUUGUUGGAGUAGAAAAGAAUAUUUAUAAGUGUGUUUGUUGUUUCCGUUGUCGUAAUAUACGUUGGACAACUGAGGAUAGUCACAUAAUUAUACUCAACUCUCGAAAUGAUUUUCAACAUACGUUGAAUACGGAUAUUCAGACAGUGCUUCUGACGAAUGAGUGGAUUCCUGGGAAAAUACUGUUGACGAUACGUCCAAAAAGUGAUUUAGGUAAGUCGGGAGAAAUCAGAAGGACAGGAGUUUAUGUAAAUCGAACACUUAGUAGCAUGGAGGAUGUUCGAUUCGAAGAUCCUUAUGAUCUCAAUAAAGCAAGUGCUAUAGAAAAUAAACUUGUGUUGCUUGGUGAGGCAUCUGAUACACAACAACAAGCACAAUCCUCUGCUUUAUUCAACCUCACAACCUCAUUAGAAUCUCUUAUUGGUGAACAACCUUUGAAUUAUGAGUACAACAAUUCAUAUUCAAAAGAAUCGGCAUCCACUGUUGACUCCAAUAACCAAGGAGUACUUGUAGAUGAUCAACCAAUAUUAGCUCCAAGUUCUGCAGAGACGCAAAAUGCUGAGGCCAAAAGAGAAAUGGCACAACUGAUAUCGGAAGUUUCAAGUGAGUUCACAGCUCAAGUAAGUAUGAAAAUUGAGUCAACAGCAUCCCAAUCACCUAAAGUUGAUGAAGUAGAAGCAGGUUUGGAAACUCAGAAUCAGUUCAGAAAUACUAUGGUUUUGGAAAACCAGAUACACCAAAGGCUGACCAGGAUUAAGAAAAUGAAAGAAGAAUUAGGAGAGAAAAUCAGUGCUAUUAAAGCCGACAUCUCUGCCAUUGAAGCUAACAACUCUUCCAUUAAAGCUAACAUCUCAGACAUUAAAGCUAUAUUUUUGCAGAUUGAUCAGAGGUUCAUACGGUGAGGUAUACAAUGCAGACAUGAAUGACACAUCAAACUGAGGCAUACAAGGCAGCAUCACAUCUAGCAAGUGCCACACCACCUCCUGUUGUGCUGAGUCGUGGUAUUGGUUGGCAGGUACUUGAAAUUUUGCUGAAUGAUCUUUUUGGAAUACUCACUAGUUCUACAGUUUCUGUGUAAGUGGUAUUCUACAUGAAGUGAAUCAUGCUUUUCUUUCACUUUUAUGGGGCACAAAUUGAUUCUUGUAGGACUGAUAGAGAGAAUGUGGAGCUUCUAGGAAAAACAUGUAUUUUCUGAAAGUAGAAGUGGUUCUUGCGCUUUCGGUUUAUUUAUUUUUAGUAUAGUUGAAUUGGGUUAGUUAAGUUCAGUUUUUUUCAUAUUUAAUA